Corticium candelabrum is the source of this 1083-nucleotide messenger RNA. Its product is annotated as rhodopsin-like. The transcript has a single exon. The record is from RefSeq and is a predicted model, not a curated record. Gene Ontology annotation, molecular function: G protein-coupled receptor activity. The coding region runs from base 1 to 1083 and encodes 360 amino acids. NCBI's taxonomy places the organism in Eukaryota, Metazoa, Porifera, Homoscleromorpha, Homosclerophorida, Plakinidae. Gene Ontology annotation, biological process: G protein-coupled receptor signaling pathway. Gene Ontology annotation, cellular component: membrane.
AUGAUCAACGAAAGCAGCUUGUUUCCUAGUGCGUCCUCGACUGAGACCACCUCUGGAAAUUUCUCAAAAUCCAUCAACCUUAACGUAUCGUCGGGAUCAGUGGGGAUUACUGUUGAUGCUAUUGUCGUUAUUCCUUCUGCUGUUCAGCUUCUCUUCUGUGUCAUCGUUCUCCGAGUCUUCUACAAACUUCCCACUCUUCGUACAUCUACCAACUUUCCCAUUAUCAAUUUGAUUGCAUCUGAUUUCAUGCGAGCUCUCGUCAGUUUUCUAGCAAUUCCACUCUUUAGUAAAUCAAAUCCAAAUGCAAUUGACAAAGUUUCACGCACGGAUGAAAUCCUAUGCCAAUUUUUUUGGUUUUGCAACAAUUUUCAAUUUGCUUGGUCAAGUUGGGCGAUCGCCAUGCUGUCAUACAGUCGUUCUGACGUCGUCGUCAACGUGCUCAAUCCAACUUUCAGCAAGAAACGUUUCUGGACGUGGAGCGUAAUAAUUUGGAUAGGAUCCAUAAUGACAACGUUACCUCCAUUCGUAGGAUGGAGUUCAUACGGAUACGUGAUGUCGGCAAGUGGGAAUACGUACACGUGUGGUAUAGGUGUCGAUGGCAAUGGGUUGCUGCACGCUCUGUAUUUGCCAUUCUUCUAUUUUAUCAACUUCAUUCUUCCUUCUUUGUUUGUAAUUUUGUAUUUUUGUCGUAUUGUGCGAACAGUUCAACAUCAAAAAAGAAUAUCAAACAGGCAAUCCAACGUGGUCAUGUUUGCCAACUUUUCCUCACAAUCAUCAUCCGUCCAAACUUCGCUGUCGACGGCAGGUCAAGUUAGAGGCAUCGUCAGAUCGAAAGCUUUCGUUUACCUCGUUAUCAUAAUUAUCAGCAACGCGGUCUUGUCGCUCCCGUUUGUGUGCGUUCAAUCGUACAGUGCCGUCAUUUCAGAGCUGAGAUUACAUCAUAAGCAAGUUUCAAGUGUCGUACUGAAAGUCGCGUCAAUUUUGUUUACGGCAAACUUCAAUGUCAACUCUCUUCUUUAUAUAUUUUGGAUCAAAACUUUUCAACAAGCAAUAGCUGCAAUGAUCCCAUGUCGUCAGCGUUAA